Molecule: messenger RNA, 3096 nt
Organism: Gaeumannomyces tritici R3-111a-1
Lineage: Eukaryota; Fungi; Ascomycota; Sordariomycetes; Magnaporthales; Magnaporthaceae
Product: eukaryotic translation initiation factor 2A
Exons: 2
Coding region: 646-2778 (710 amino acids)
Biological process (GO): translational initiation
Cellular component (GO): cytosolic small ribosomal subunit
Molecular function (GO): translation initiation factor activity; mRNA binding; tRNA binding
Source: RefSeq, a predicted model, not a curated record
AAAAAAAAUCAUCACGGCCUGCAUUUCUUACUUGCAUCCGUUUCUUUCUUUCUCCUCCCGUGUUCUCAACCCGGUCGCUUCCUUUCGACCAAGCGCGCCCGCCUGCCAAUCCUCCCUCCGGGGUGCUCCGUUUCCUUGCCCGUUCUUCAUUCUUCUCCCCUCAGUUUGCUUUGGACCUUCGCCGGGCCCCGGUUUUGAGUCGCUUGCUCCCACAGCCGCCGCCCGAGAAAAACCCCCUUGGCUUCCAUCGUGCCCGAUCGUCGCCGUCACGCGCGCCCUGCCUUCGCCUGUCCCGUCGCUGGCUCAUCCACUGCCGCCCUUGAGAAGUGACUGUGGAAAGAAGUCUGUGACUCGAUCCUGAAUCAUCGCCCCCGCGACCCAUCGCCAAAGACGGACGGCCCUUCUUUGUUCGUCUUUGCGCCCCCAAGCCAACCUCGGUCAAAGGCACGAUUACAUAGGCAAUAGCCCCAGCUGCACGAACCAAACAGCAGUCCACCACGCUCAAAACUCCUGGACUACAGCCAACUCCAAAGCCGGCCGGAAAAAAACCCCAAAAGAAAGAACGAAGCCGCCCACCACGAUCCAUCCGCCGUCACCCUCGGUAGCCACACCCUGUCGUUGCGGUACCUGUGUCUUUGACUAGUCAUGGCUAUCUCACUUCAGUUUGCUACCCGGACCCUGAAGGACAUCCGUGUCUUCGACGCGGAGCCGGUCUAUGCCGACCUUCCGGGCUUCGAUAAGCCGACGGGCAACCUGCGGACUUGUGUCUACUCGCCGUGCGGUCGCUACUUUGCCUGGGCCUCUAACGAAAUCGUCAAGGUGACCGACACGGCGUCUGGCCAGGUCCUCCUGUCACUGGCCAUCCCCAACGUCUUCGAGCUCGGCUUUUCGCCACGAGGCACCUACUUCAGCACCUGGGAACGCCCAUCCAAGGACGAGGCGGGCGAUGCGACCAAGAACCUCAAGGUCUGGCGCACGGUCGAGGAUGUCGUCGAGGGUGCCGAGAGGCAGCCGCUGGGCCGCUUUGUCCAGAAGUCGCCCAACGGCUGGAACCUCCAGUACACUGCCGAUGAGAAGUUCUGCGCCCGCAUGGUGACCAACGAGGUUCAGUUCUUCGAGGCUCACGAUCUGGUCACCGUUUGGAACAAGCUUCGGGUUGAAGGAGUCGCAGAGUUUGCGCUGUCGCCUGGAAAGGCACAUGCGCUGGCGGUCUUUAUCCCAGAACGCAAGGGUCAACCCGCUGCCGUCAAGGUCUUCAAUGUCCCCAUGUUCAACGCCCCCGUCUCCCAGAAGACCUUCUUCAAGGGAGACAAGGUGCAGCUGAAGUGGAACGCGCUGGGCUCCAGCAUCCUGGUGCUGGCCCAGACGGAUGUCGACAAGUCGAACAAGAGCUACUAUGGAGAAACCAAUCUGUACCUACUCAGCGUCAACGGCACUUUCGACGCCCGCAUCGCCCUGGACAAGGAGGGGCCCAUCCACGACGUUUCCUGGUCUCCCAAUUCGAAAGAGUUUGGCGUGAUCUAUGGGUACAUGCCGGCCAAGACGACCAUCUUCAAUCAGCGCGCGGUUGCCACGCACUCGUUCCCCCUCGGCCCCCGGAACACCAUCAUAUUCUCGCCCACCGGCCGGUUCGCGCUGGUGGCCGGAUUCGGCAACUUGGCCGGGCAGAUCGACGUCUACGAUCUGGAAAGGGACCACCUUAAGCUCUGCACCAUCGAGAGCGGGAACCCGAGUGUCUGCCAGUGGAGCCCCGACAGCCGCUAUAUCAUGACGGCCACGACCUCGCCUCGCCUGCGUGUCGACAACGGAGUCAAGCUGUGGCACGUGGGUGGUAAGCUCAUGUACAGCGAGGACAUGGUCGAGCUGUAUAACGUCAUGUGGCGGCCGGUGCUUCCGGAGAGGAUCCCGACGGGCGACGCGCUGCAGCCCGUCCCCGACCCUCACUCUUCUGCCGCCACCUUCCUGAGCACGGUCAAGACCCCAUCCAAGCCCGCUGGCGCUUACCGGCCCCCUGGCGCACGGGGCACUACGACCCCGCUCCAUUUCAAGCGUGAGGACGAGGGAGGCGCGGCGCAUUUCGUUAGCAACGGAGUGUCGCAGCUCAACCUCAACGGAGGGGUGUUCGGGCGCCCGCGCAACCAGGUCCCGGGCGCCGAGUUCGCGUCUGUUCCCGGCGCAGCCCCAGCCUCGGUGCCUGGCGCGGAUCCGGCCGACGGAGAGGACGGCCUCUCCAAGGCAGCGUCCAAGAACAAGAAGAAGAGGGCGAACAAGAAGGCGAAGGAGGCCGAGGGCAAGCCCGGCGAGGGCGGUGCCAGCCUUUCGCUGCCGCCGCAUAACGGUAUGGAUGCCUCCAUGAACGGCGGGCGUAGCCCUGAGCGCACCCCGAGGGGCUUCGGGUCCGGCGGGCACUCGCGCAGCCAGUCACGCAGUAAUGCUGGUGGCGGCCGCAGCCGUAGCAACACUUACCGGCAGGGGAUGGGUGGCCCGGAGCCGCGGCAGCGCUCCGUGUCCCGGCAUCGGAACAAUCGGCUGCCGCCAGCUGUGCAGACCAGUCUCCAGGGCGGCGGGGCACCGCUUCCUUCACCCAUCUCAGAGACAGCCAACCCUCUUGCCAAGAAGCAGCGCGGGCUGCAGAAGAAAAUCCGGGCGAUCGAGGAGCUGGAGAUGCGUCUGGCGAGCGGCGAGAAGCUGGAGGACACGCAGAUGAAGAAGAUCGGGACCAAGGGCACCGUGCUCAAAGAGCUCGAAACUCUGGAGAAAGAGAUCGGCAGCCACUAAAUAGCUGCGAGCUCCCCAUAGCCUUGAUUCCUGGGUCUCUUGUCGUAUCUAGGGAGCCCGUCCCAGCGAUUCUGUUACUUGCGCGACAUCCGGGUAGCUACCUAUACAGUCAGAGCCGUAGAGACUGGUCAAACCAACAAAGAACCCCAUUCGACUGGAAUUGGCUCUGUUUUGGAUGGCAGUAAACCCAAGAAAUCAGGCCCUAUGAUGCUAUUCACAACUGCAGGCAUGUUAUCUGGAAAGGAAGGCUUCUACGAGUGCUGAGAAUAGGCUCGUCGAAAGCGAUGUUAGCAUAAUAAUUGACUUGUAUCUUUGCCA